AUGGCCGGGGCGGGGGAGCCGCCGGCGCCCGCCCGCCCGCUGCCCUGCGCCGAGAUCCCCUCGUUCGCGGCGGCGCGCGGCCUCGUGGCGCGCCGCUACUCGUGCCUCGUGGUGACGCCGCGCCGCCGGCACGUCGCGCUGCCGCCGCGCUUCCUGGGCCGCAAGCGCAGCGGCAUCCGCGCGCAGCUGGACGCCGAGCUCCUGCGCUACUCGGAGAGCCUUCAGGGUGUGCCCGUGGCGUACGACAACAUCAAAGUCGUGGGCGAGCUCGGGGACAUUUACGAUGACCAAGGGUUCAUUCACCUCAACAUCGAGGCGGACUUCAUCAUCUUCAGCCCAAAGAAAGGGAAGAAACUGGUGGGUGUAAUUAAUAAARUAGCUCCUAGUCAUAUUGGCUGUCUGAUACAUGGAUGCUUCAAUGCUUCUAUCCCUAAACCUGAACAAAUGUCAGUUGUGCAGUGGCAAGAGUUGGGGUUAAAAAUAGGGGAUGAAUUGAAGUUUCAAGUAUUGCACUUAGAUUCUGAUGCAGCUGGAGUGUUCUUCAUUCGUGGAGGACUGACUAAAAACAGUUUGAAGCCCAAAAGAUCUGAGACGGUCACUGAUGGUGGUGCAAAUGGAGAUGAAAUUCAAAAUGGAGAUGAAAUUCAACAGCCUGAAUACAACGAAGGAAUACAAGAAAAUGGUUUGAUUGACCCUGGGGGAGAAAUUGUUUCAGAAUUGCCUCUAGAUGAUACAGAUAAUACUGCGAGGGAAAAUGCAGAAGAACAAACAGUUGAUGCUGUAAAUGGAAUAUGUGAAGAUAAAAGCAAGAAGAAGAAAAAGAAAAAGCAUAAGCAAGAACAGGAAYGUGUAUUGCCUACCAGUGACUCUAGUGGUUACCAAAGUGACCAUAAAAAGUCAAAAAAAAAGAAAAGGAAGCAUUGUGAUGAAGCUGAAGAAACUGAAUUACUCCAACUGUCACAAGAACCCAAAGCUAAGAAGAAAAGGGACUAAAGUCUGAAGUGCCUUUCUUGAAUAAGUUUUCAGACAUUUUUGGU
This is a messenger RNA of Nothoprocta perdicaria, 1037 nucleotides long. It is a transcript of the gene POLR1F, whose product is annotated as TWIST neighbor. NCBI's taxonomy places the organism in Eukaryota, Metazoa, Chordata, Aves, Tinamiformes, Tinamidae. Gene Ontology annotation, cellular component: RNA polymerase I complex. The coding region runs from base 1 to 993 and encodes 330 amino acids. The record is from RefSeq and is a predicted model, not a curated record. The transcript has 4 exons. Gene Ontology annotation, biological process: DNA-templated transcription initiation; DNA-templated transcription.